Manis pentadactyla (Chinese pangolin) is the source of this 2115-nucleotide messenger RNA. RefSeq lists its product as uncharacterized. The transcript is spliced from 5 exons. NCBI's taxonomy places the organism in Eukaryota, Metazoa, Chordata, Mammalia, Pholidota, Manidae. The record is from RefSeq and is a predicted model, not a curated record. Bases 1 to 474 code for a protein of 157 amino acids.
AUGCGCGCGCCCCCGACUCGGCCAACGGAAGCAGGGAGGAGGAGCCGCCUUUCCGUUACACGGCUCCGCCGCAGGCCCGCCAUGACCGCCUCAUUCCCCGCGGCCCCGUCUCCGCACUGCCGCCGCCGUCACGGCUGCCGUCGCCGCUACCGCCACGGCCGCCGCCCCCUCUGUCGCUGCCACCCCGACGACGACCGCGCCACCAUCUUGGGCGUGCUGCGUCAAAAAUUCCUCCAUAAAAUAUGGUUCUAUAAUGGAAGAAUUUUGUCUUGUUCACUGGUCUGUUGGUGGCAAAGUUGGCACAGUCAUACCGCUUCUCUAUUAAGAAACAGAAUCAGUUAUGCCUUCGGACUGAUUCCACCAAGUAGUGUAGAAGAAAAAGACAACAGAUCCAUUCAUAUUAGAAAAUAUAUGAAUGUGAUAUUGGAAGUGGAGCUCAAAGAUCAGCUUUUUCAUCUUGUACUGAAGUUUUAACUAACAAGAUCCAGUGAAACAGGUUUGAUUAAAGAACGACGCUGCAGGGUAUGGGGCCUGAUAUACAGCCCCCACUGAAGGAGGCUUCUGAUGCAGUCCUGAGGUGCAGAGGAGUUAAUUCCUAUGAAGUGAACUUCAAACAGUGGGGAAUUGGAGAUGGGAGAGAGGCAGGUAAAUACAUUUCUCUUCUUUCUUUCUCCCAUGGAGUGAUGUUUCCUCUCUAUAGUCCAAAUGGAAAAAUCCACGGACCAAGUGGAUGCACCUGCAGAAUGGCCUGCUCUGUCUCUCCCGGAGUGUGGUACUUCAGUUGCCACCAAGGCCAUGCAUCAUUUUUCCUGGUCUGACAUGUUCUUUUCCUGUUUCCUCACUGUCAUACAUUUGUAACUGCCGGAUGAAGGCCAGUGCUCUACUCCUUGUUUUGGGUUCUGCUGUCUACUGGCUUUGAGCUCUGAUUUGAAGCAUUGUUGUCUCCAUGGUGUUUAUUUGUUGUAUAAAUCUUUGGUCAGUUUUUUGCAGAGACACUGUAAUAUGAAGUGAGUGAAUGAUAAUUUUAAUGAGCUAAUGCAUAUUUUAGGUUUGCUUUACAUGCUUAUCUUUUUAAAUAAAAAAAGAAGUUGGCGUAAGUAAUCAACUUGGAAAUUAAUCUAAAUAAUACAUGUGUACUUGUCCUUUCUGGAGAUGUUUUUCAAAAUUUUUUUUCUAGCUCUAGUAUCUCACUUUAGUUAGGAUCCAUAAAAAAAAAAGCAGAAGAGGUGUAAAACUGUAGUUAAUAAUUGAGAUUUGAAUUAUGACAGCCACUUGCUUCCUGAGUCUCUUAAUCUAUUUGCACUCUACCCCUGCUCCCCAUAAUCUGUAUUAAUAUAAUUCUUUAUACAUAUUUUUAUGUACACAUUUUGUCAUGAUUAUUUUACAGAAAACAUGCAUGUCUACUUGUCAUACUUUUGCUUUUCUUUCUCAAUAUUUUACUCUCUGUUUUCACAGGCUUAACUUUUUAGAUUCCACAGACAGAGUCAUUUCAGUAUUGAUGCAUUGACACUUUUAUUUUGAUGGUAUGAACCCUCAGGAGUGAAAUUACUAAAUCAAAGGGUAGACAUUUCACCUGUCAUCUCCUUAGCAAAACAUCCUGCUUUUAUUUGGAAACAAGAGGCUACUCACUACUGUAUUCAGUUCUUAAGUCCUAACUUCCUAUCCCCUCCUUUUGGUUUUUGUGUGUAUAUUAAUUUUUCUCCCCAACCUGAAUGCCCCCUUUUGGCUUUACAAUAAAAGUUGGUUCCUGCUACCACCCUGCCCUCAGCAGCAAAGCUGGGUUUGAUCAGGCCAGGACUCUGGAGGCAAUCUGACCCUUCACUCUCCGGAAGUCCGCCUUGGGGCAAGACACUUCAUCUUCCCUGGGUCCCAGUUUAAUUGUUUAAAAAAUGUAAAAAUACUGUCUUCUUCAAGAAGUAUUAUAAGAAUACUUUUUUGCCAUUGUCACUCUUAAGCCGCUCAGACAAGUGGAAUAAGCUUGAGACAGGCCUAGUUUUAUGACUCAGUUUCAUUUAUCAUUUGCUCUUAUUGUGGCAUGGAGUACAUCAUGAUGUCUGCAAUUUCAGAUCCUUAGUUUAUAAAUAGGAGAAUUUAUAUGAACUUAGUAUAUUUUAU